UUGACGUGGUCGGUCGUUCGGUGAGUUGGUUGGUUGGAUGGUUUUGGUUCUGGUUUCCCAGUAGUAGACAUUCGACGAGGACAUACGACGAAGUGCUCUGUGCUGCUGUUGCUGCUGCAAGUUGUUUAAAAAAGAUGUAGAAAUAAAACAAGCACAUAAAAUAAAAAAAGGAACUUCAAAGCCAGUCCACCACACCAGCCUCCUUGGAAAAUUGUGUCUCGCGCGAGAAAAGUUUUUGUCGGUUGCUAAGGGGAUUUUUUUUGUUCAUGUCGGUAUCGGUAGUCGGUAGAAUACUCGUUUUGCGCGGCGUAUAGGAGGCAGGAGAUUUAGCAAAAAAAUGGCGAAAAUUUUACAAAAAAGAUAUCGUGGUAGAAGAAAUAUUCAUCACCAUCAUCACAUCUGUAUCAAUGCGGUGGCCGUAAGAAAAAGUAGUAGGUAGUGCGCGUCUACACACUCACUGAAAAAAAAAACAGAAAGAAAGCAAAAGGAGAGCUUUUAAAUAUUAUAAAAUGCGCUAAGUUUUCUCGUUAUGAAAAUUAAUUGUUUGUUAAGUGUAUUUGAAUGAUAACGAGACGAUAUUACAAUCGCCGAGGAACAUACGACCAAAACCAAGACGCCGCCGAUGACCAGCAACAUUUUUCAUUAAUAAAUCCACACAACGAGGAGGCACGAAAAAAGAAAUAAAUUAUCCAAAAAUAAUGUCGUCCUGCACACAAAAUGGCAGUAAUCGCGAAUUUGUCGAAGGCUGGACACUUGCGCAAACUCUCGGUGAAGGUGCUUAUGGCGAAGUAAAAUUGUUGAUAAAUCGGCAAACCGGCGAAGCUGUUGCUAUGAAAAUGGUAGAUUUAAAAAAGCAUCCGGAUGCUGUGCUAUCCGUGCGAAAAGAAGUUUGCAUACAAAAAAUUCUCCAGGAUCCUCACAUUUUGCGUUAUUUUGGCAAACGUUCGCAAGGUGAUAUCGAAUAUAUAUUUUUGGAGUAUGCUGCUGGUGGUGAACUCUUUGAUCGAAUUGAGCCUGAUAUCGGUAUGCCACAGCAUGAAGCGCAAAGGUAUUUCACACAACUACUAUCUGGGGUGCAGUAUUUGCAUUCGAGAGGCGUUGCCCAUCGUGACCUGAAACCAGAGAAUUUACUCCUGGACGAACAUGACAACAUCAAGAUCUCAGACUUUGGAAUGGCGACCAUGUUUAGAAUGAAAGGUAAAGAACGACUAUUGGACAAACGCUGUGGAACUCUGCCGUAUGUUGCUCCUGAGGUGCUGGUCAAACCGUAUCAUGCACAGCCGGCAGAUAUUUGGUCGUGUGGUGUUAUCCUUGUCACAAUGUUGGCUGGUGAACUUCCUUGGGACCAACCUUCGGCCAAUUGUCAGGAAUUCGUCAAUUGGAAAGAAAACGACCAAUGGACAACAAAAACACCGUGGAGUAAAUUAGACACACUAGCUAUAUCACUGCUACGCAAGGUAUUAGCCGUCCAACCCGCCCACAGAAUAAAUCUAGACAAAAUUUUGGAUCACAAAUGGUGUAAUAUGCAAUUUAUUGAUUGUGAUUUGAAAUCGCACGAUGUAACUGACGGCGAUCUGCGCUCACCAAAGUCCAAGCGACAGUGUUCCAGUUCAGACUUCUCACAUCCUUUCGACGAUUCGAUAUCGCGAGUUUAUUGCUCUCAGCCAAUGCCGACCAUGAGAAACGAUGUAGAGGCUGACAUAGCGGCGGGUUGUGGUGGAAUAAACCGAAGUACAAACAACAAUUCCGCCUUCGAAGCCCGCAAUGGAUUCUGUUUCUCACAACCGGCCUUGCUGGAUGAUCUAAUUUUAUGCACACAAAUGAAUCAGACACAAUCGGCGAGCCAAAAUGUAUUCCAAAGACUAGUGCGACGUAUGACAAGGUUCUUCGUGACCACACAAUGGGACGAUACAAUUCGAAGGCUGUUCACGACACUCGACAAACUUGGUUAUACCCGGAAAAUCAAUGAUGAUAGUGUAGUGACAAUAUCGACGACCGAUAGGCGAAAAUUGCGCCUGGUGUUCAAAGCGCACAUCAUCGAGAUGGAUGGAAAGAUUUUGUUGGACUUCCGUUUGUCCAAAGGAUGUGGUUUGGAAUUUAAGAGACGAUUUAUUAAAAUCAAACAAAUUCUGGAGGAUAUUGUGCUGAAGGGGCCGACGACGUGGCCAAUCGCGAUAGCAACUAACUCUGUGCCUUAGGUUGUGUUUUUAUUUUAUUUUUUUAAAUAAUUUAAUGUUAAGUUUCUCAUAAAACAAAACACCAUAACAUGUAUUAUGUUUACAAAUACGUUUUUUUCUCGAUUUACGUUUAUUUUUAUUCUCUCUGUUUUUUUUUUUUAUGAAGAAGAAGAGUAAUGUUUUAGUAAUAGGAAAAUAAAAUAUAAUAUUUGUAAUCAAAAAA
Molecule: messenger RNA, 2400 nt
Organism: Eupeodes corollae
Lineage: Eukaryota; Metazoa; Arthropoda; Insecta; Diptera; Syrphidae
Gene: grp
Product: serine/threonine-protein kinase grp
Exons: 7
Coding region: 699-2198 (499 amino acids)
Biological process (GO): DNA damage checkpoint signaling; microtubule cytoskeleton organization; protein phosphorylation
Cellular component (GO): cytoplasm
Molecular function (GO): ATP binding; protein serine/threonine kinase activity; tau-protein kinase activity
Source: RefSeq, a predicted model, not a curated record